Molecule: messenger RNA, 7294 nt
Organism: Xiphophorus couchianus (Monterrey platyfish)
Lineage: Eukaryota; Metazoa; Chordata; Actinopteri; Cyprinodontiformes; Poeciliidae
Product: dual specificity protein phosphatase 10
Exons: 4
Coding region: 359-2998 (879 amino acids)
Biological process (GO): negative regulation of JUN kinase activity; peptidyl-tyrosine dephosphorylation
Cellular component (GO): cytoplasm; cytosol
Molecular function (GO): MAP kinase tyrosine/serine/threonine phosphatase activity; protein tyrosine/threonine phosphatase activity; MAP kinase tyrosine phosphatase activity
Source: RefSeq, a predicted model, not a curated record
CCCACCUCCCCUCCCUCCCUCCCCCGUCAGAGUCUCCUCGCCACGCGCGCACCGCGGCUCGGCGUGACACACGCUCGGACGUGACGCCAGCCGAGCGAGCCAAGCACUUCUGAUGACAUUCGCUGCCGCGUCGGUUCAGUCCGGAGCCCGACCGAGCCGAGCGUCUGCCACUCACACCGGCGCUCUUCUCUCGCUGCGCUUCCAUGCGGAGAAAAGUGUCACACAUCUGGAUCGGCACGCUUUAACCCACCGGCUCGUUCCGCUCGGGGUCCGCGGCGUGAUGCGUGAGGAUUUGUGGCUCGGCUGCGCGUGAGUGAUGAACACACAACGGGGACUCUUGAUCUUUGCGUAAACCCAGAUGCCUCCCCUCCCUCUUGACGAGCGCAUAGUGGUCAUUCAGCGCCCCAAAAACGUGUGUGAGGCUUCCCCACAAACCAUCCCACAGCAUUCCUCUCAAAUAUCAACCUCUACCAAUGGACGGGUUCUCCAGCCUUCGCAUCUCCACGCCUCUCAUUCCCGUUUUUACUCACCCGCGUGUAAAUCUGUGAAUGUGGAAUGCAAGCGCAGGUCAUCCCGGGUGCAGAGAUUCAAAGGCGACCAGCCUGUCAUCCCAGCAGAUGUCCUCCACAUCCCGAGCCACUGCCAUAGCAAUGGCACAGUAACACUAGCCCCACGGCUUCCCUCCCACACACAUACUAUUGAUAUCAAGGUAUCGGUGGACAAAAGGAGAUGGGGAGAAUUAAGUAGCUCAUUAGGGCGCGCUGGAAGUGUAAAAGGUAGCAGAGGGAAAUGCGUCUCUUCCCAGUUUGAUCAAGGACAAUGUGAGAGAAAAACCGGAAGCUUUGGGAGGCCCUGUGGAUUUGAGCAUAAGCCACAACAAGUCCGUCAGCUGUCGUCGUCCCCUGGAGGGAUCCUCCAGUUUGUCCCUGCUCAGGCAAAUCAGCAUACAUUCAGGGGUGAAAAGGAGAAAGAAAACUCCAGUUUUCAUUACAGAGGUGACCAGGAAUUUCCCUCUUUGGGUCACAGGAAAAGUUCCAAGCUGGGAACUGUUCAUCAAAGCCAUAAUAGCCACAGUCUGCCCUACCACCACCACUCUGUUCCUGUUCCCCAUGCUGCCAUCCUAAACUCCACCUAUCCUUCGUCUCCCCCAUCCCAAACCACUCAUGUCCCAGUCUCCUUUCAGCAGCUUAACCAACCUCACCCUCCUCGCACAAGGGAUCACCGCCCUCACAUUCUUCACGGUCUUCCGCUGUCCCCUUGCUCCUCCCGUGUCGGAGGGUUUCCUAGUCCAGACCACACUUGUACCAUUGACUGUACGCACCCAUUCAACUGUGGCUGCUGGAGGUUGGUAAGAUGCACAGGAUGUAAAGGAGACUCUUCCAGUUACCAAGGAGGUGGAGGAAGCACUUCUACCUCAUUUUCCUGUGGCCACAAUGUCGGCGCAGUGAAGAGAGGAAGUAAAGACAUGGGUCUGAAGAAUCUGGGUGGCUGUCUCUCCACAGCUUCCACAUCAAACACUUCCUCAUCUAACAGCACUGCUUCUGGUUGUCGAGCAGCUCUGUUCAAACCUCUACCUUGUGCCUCCUGCGGCGGAGAGGCUGGAAACUUUGAGAGUCCUGCUAUCCUUCGGAAGAAGCUAGUAGGAGGAUGCCUUCCCUGUACUUCUCUGUCAUCUUCAACCCCAUUGCGGGCGAUCCAAAGCUGUGUGUCUGGUUGCAACAACAAAGCAUCUCAGACUGGCAGUUCUUCCUGCAGCUACUGCAGCAGCGACCCAAUAGUGGUGACGUUCAACCCUCGCCGGGGGAAACCUCCUGGAAGAGGCUUAGGACCGACUCACCCAAUGGCUAUGCUACAAGCUGAUGAUGAUGACUACAGCGUGCGCACCAUCUGGCCUGACGAACUGGCCAAGAAAAUGACCCAUUCUAAAGCUCAAAAGAACAACUAUGCUGGGAUGGGUGUUGGGAAAAGCUGUUCUAGCCAGACCCAGAAUGGCAGUAACGGACCCGGCCUUGCCCUCUUGGACUGUCAGAAUCUUCAGGAAUACGCUCAGACUAAUUUCACAGACCAUGCUGGCCGACGACGACUUCAGCAAGGCAAAAUGGCUGCCCUUGGUUUUGUAGGCAGUAGGUUGGGAUCUAGCUACGAUGAUGGCCGUAACUCAUUGAAGAGGCUCUUGAAUAAAGCAGAAGAUGUUGGAAUGAGCGACAGUCCUGAGCAUGGCCAAGUGUAUCCACGAUCGCCCUCUCCCCGCUCCGUGUCUCCGCCAUCACCCGUGUCCUUUUCCCCUCCCCCGUCAGCCCCCAGCACACUCAUCAAACCCAAACCCUGGCAGAGAGAAAGGGAGGGAGGACACUCUCUGCCGUCGGCUCAGUCCCUUCACCUGGCCCUGAACUCCCUUAACAGAGAGCAAGAUGAGGAGAACAACCGAAUGAGGCUGUCUUUGCCACUCUCCUCAUCGUUGCCUGCUUCCCUGUCCGAUGAAACUGUGAUGACUCCCGAUGCGGAGAACGCUGUCAUCAGCCCAAUCCUGCCCUUCCUGUUCCUGGGGAACGAGAGAGACGCCCAGGACCUGGACCUGCUGCUACGCCUCAACAUUGGCUAUGUGGUAAAUGUGACCACACACCUGCCCCUCUACCACACCAACGUGGGACUGCACUACAAAAGGCUCCCAGCCACUGACAACAGCAAGCAAAACCUUCGGCAGUAUUUCGAGGAGGUUUUUGAGUUUAUUGAGGAGGCAUAUCAGAGUGGACAGGGUGUGUUGGUUCACUGCCAGGCAGGUGUGUCCCGUUCUGCAACCAUCGUCAUCGCCUACCUUAUGAAGCACACCCUCAUGACAAUGACGGACGCCUACAAGUACGUGCGGAGCCGUCGGCCCGUGGUUUCGCCCAACCUGAACUUCAUGGGUCAGCUCUUGGAGUUUGAGAGGGACCUCAACUCCGGGGUGACUCCUCGGAUCUUGAUGCCUAAACUAAAUGGUGUGGAGACGCAGGUUUGAAGGGGGGAGUCAAGGGUCAGGACUGGGUAGCAUUAAAGGGCAUUAAAAAGAAAAAGAAUGCAGCACAUUUUUAGAGCGACAGGUUGAGAGAGAAUACCGGAGAAUCUUGGUGGGUUUGGUAAAUAGUGCACUUUCAAUACUGUGAAACAUGAGACAGAGGACUGAAGGGUUCAUUUGUUUAAUUGUUAGACAAUUUGAUCCCCAUCCAGUGUACUGUUUAUAAGAUAACGUGCCAAUAUUUUGUACAGCUCCGACAUAAUUCAGAUAUCUUUUUUUAAAAUCUAAUACCUCUUCCUUUUUGUUCCUGUUUACAGUCAACGUUCAUGCAAGAAGAGUGACUUUCUUGCCCGAAAUCAUAAAUGCAUGCAGAACCUGAAUGCAACAUGGAAAGGGUUCAUUGUUAAUCAUUCUUCUACAACAGCUCUUUACUACUUUCCACCACAUGUAGCAGCGCAAUGCACUUUACUGUCCAUUCAUUUGUUAUCAGAAAGAUGAGCUAGAAGCUCAAUUACUCUUUUUAAAUCAUUAACUUUGCUUUCAUUUAAUCAGUUUCAUUUGUUUUUUAGUUUAAACUGUGGAACAUUGAGGUGUGGACCUAGAAAGGAAAGGUUUUGUUUUUUUUGCCAUUUCAGAGGUUAAAUCUUGCAAACUCGAGUUUAAAUGGUGCAUUAACAUGUAAUGUCAAUGCAAACAUUUAGAAAUGCAGGUUUUACAAUUGUAUAAACGCAUUUAUUCCACUACAAUAGCAUUUCCUAGCAAACAGCUGAGUAGAUGGUUGGGUUGAUGUCAUGGGUCAUGUCAAUGUUCUUUUAAAUCUUCUCAAAUUUUGAAACCUAAUUUCUUUUUUUUCUUUCUAUAUUAUGUUCUAUUUCUGUGUUUCCUGCUUAGUUUAAUAUGUAGCAUGAAACAGACCUGCAGUCUUUUCUAGAAAUCAAAAGAACACAUGGGCGACAUUAAGGUCCUGCAAAAAUUUUUGGGUCAUAAAAUUGUUUCUGCAUUUAAAAAAAAAAAAACUGCCCCGCUGCAGUUUGUGAUAUCACAUUCACUCGCUCAUUUGAAGUAGCACAGUGUUGUUAAAGAUGUUUUAAAAAGUCUUCAAAUCCAUUUGUUUUUAUUGCAAUACCGUAGUUCCACACUGGAACAUUUGGAAAAACCCAACCUUUAAUUUGAAAACAUUUAUUCUAAUGGGGAGAAAGGUUUUGGAGACUUUAACGUAAAUUCUUUCAGAGUUAGUGGUCCUCCAGUAAAACUGGUGCCGAGUUAUUAUUUUUUUCUUUGUUAAUCAUUUCUGAUGGAAGUGUGGCACUUCUGUUGUGCCCAAUAAAGCUCAAGUAAAGUUUAGCAAUCCCACCAUUUUAGUGUUUGUCCCAAACAACCUGUUUGCAUCCAGAUGAUGAUGAAAUCAUUACUGAUUCCUAAUUAGGAGAUCCAAAAAAAAAAAACUCCUAAAAAUGAAAGGACUACUUACAAAAUGCUUCAAGUCACAUUUAUGCUAAAUGUGUCCUUAGAGGCACUAAUAACUGUUUUAAAACCAAUUAUUUCUUAACAUGGGACUAAACUAUAUUCACAAUGUUUCAUAUACAUUUUUUUGAUUGUCAGAAAUUGCUACUGUAAUAAAAGCUGAAUGUUUUGAGCAUUUUUUACAUGGCAGUAGAUGUGGAUGCCGAUGCAUUUUAAGUUAUUUGCAGUCUUCAUGCCAAAAAUCUUCGAAUUACUUUCACACCAUUAACCAUCAUCAGCCCUAAUAUUAUUAUUACUGAGCUCGACUCAUGUGGCUUACUGACCUUCUCCGUUACUAUGCAUUGUGUUGAUAACAAGGAGUUUGGUUUGAAAAUGUUUCUUGAUUCACUGUGAACUAUUUUCCAGAGUGGUUCAGACUCCGCGAGAGAGAAUAUAAUCGGUUACAGGAGGAUUACAUUCAGUUUAAUUAGCUCACUAUAACUCAAUUUAAAAAAAACAACUGGUUAUUCGACAAGUAGAUGAUGAAUUGAAGUGCUGUAGUUCCAACGGAUCUUCAGCUAGCAGGACUUAAAACAUUGUAUUUAACUGGAUGUAAUCUCUUUUUAUUUGUUGGUGUGGAUUUCUCCAAAAUAAAAUCAUGUUUGUGUCUUUAACAGCAGUGCACACAGAACAUUGCCUUGCAAAAGUAUUCAUUUAAUUCGAGAUGCUAAUGUAUGUUAGAGGAGUUUUAUUAAACACACCAACACAAAGUAGUGUAGCUCUGAUUUUUUUUAUUUAGAGGCAUCAGAGUCGAGGGGGCUAAACACAUCUAUAGGACACGCUUUUCAGAUUUUUUUUUUUUUCUUAAUCCAUCCAUUAAAAAUCCAAUUGAGGUUUAUGGAUGUGUGAGCAAAUGUGGGGUAUGAAUACUUGCAAGGCAUUGUAAUUUGGCAUCAUCCAAUGGUCCAAACUUUCACUGGAAGUGAACUCGGUUAUUGAUGCUCCACCUGACAAACCUAAACGCAGCAGCUUUAGUUUUUGUUGACGGCGGCGGAGGGCUAGGUAUGCAGUUUUUUGACGCAUUUCUUCACAAAUGACUUGAAAGUCCAGACAGUAGCAAAGUAUGUGUAUGUGACAGAUCAAAAAGCAGUAGUACAGCAGAAUCCUCUGUUCUUCUCAAGUAUUCAACUCUGACUGCAGUUAACCCUUUUCUUUCUUGAGCUGUGAUUAACGUAAGGCCUGGCUCCAGUUGUCUGAAAAAACCAAAAUGCCUUUAGUUUGUGUAAACUGGUACACAGCUGCUGUGGAAACUGGGUGAACAAAUCCCGAAUUUUACUUUUACUCUGACUGAUCGACUUUAUUAUAGUUCUUAUAUUUUUCUACAGUCAUAUUUCUUUUCUUUCUUUUUCUUUUUUUGUUACAUUGCUUGUACUUUUUUUUUUUUAAACAUGAAGGUCUACGUGGACAGAAUGACUUCCUCCAACUCUGCCAUGACAGUUUGGAUGUUGGCGAACGAGGGUCAACAUGACGCUCUCGUGUUUUGCUCAUUUCUUUUCUUUUUUCUUUUUUUUUUUGUUUUUACGUCUCGCCUUCUUUCAGCUGGAGAAACGCCAGCCCAACCACUCCUCCCGUCUCUGCAGCUCAGCUCACCUUGAAAAGAGAAAAAGAGAGAGAGAGGCGGCUCACUCGCUGGCUUGCUGUUGCUACCAGAUUUUUGUAUGAACUCUAUAUGCAAAAUGGCUGCCGAAGCAAUUACUUUAAUGUCACACUGUGUGAAUUUGCUGCGCAGCGGGGUCGUUGCUGACCUCAAGAGCAACUCUCUGGAGGAAAUUCUUUAAUUUAUGGGAACUGAAGGGCCUCUUUUCGUGUGUGUGAGUGAGUGUCUAUAUUGUUUGUUGCUCUUGGACACAAAAAAAAAAAAAAUCGGGUUAUUUCUUGCUGUGCAUCUGGGAACGUUGUAUAUCUUCGCUUACUUCCGGGAACUCAAGUUAUCCCUGUUUUGGAAACUUACUUUCAAACAUUGUGGAAUAGUUUUCUGUACCAAAUUCUGAAUUUGAAGUUAUUUAUGGUUCAGCUGACGAAGAGAAAUCAAAACAGAGCACCACCCUUCCUCCAUCCUGAUGGGAGGCCAAGAACUCUUCAGGUACGACGUCGUCAUAGUAACGCUGUCCUGUUUCUCCAGCCCGCCUCCAACCAGAGACCCAGAAACUCAUGUAAACUUCCCUCUAGCGCUGCCUCCUCCUUCUCCCUCUGCCCCUUUUUUUCUUAAUGGACUGUACCUCUUUAACCAAUUGUAACAUUUUUCAUAUUGUAGCAUCUGGUCCUUGUAUUUAGGCAUUUUUUACCUCCAUGUACCGACUAUACUCUUCAAAAUCCUUCUGAGGUGCACUGUGACAAACACGAUGCUGCGACAUCAAGACUGAGUAUGUUGGUUACAUUUAAGCAGAUGGGCUGGUGACGGGGAGUCCUGCUUUAUUUGUUUCAGUUGGAAUCCAUGUGCUGCCGCUAACGUUUUCCAGCUUGAAAUGCACAAACGCGGGAUCUGUAGCUGUCCACGGUGGUCUUCCUCUGCGAGUAUUAUAGAAAAGAAAGCGAAGUGUAGCUGUUGUGUUGCUUUCUUUUCUGCAGCACUAGUGAUUCUGGCCAAUAUUCUCUCUAACCGGUGAUAGAUUUAUGACUGAAUGUCCUCGCUAAGCCCAACAUGUGAUACAAUUAUUUAGACUUUUAAUACAAUUUGUUUUGUUUUAAUAUAUAGGCAUUCAAAUACUGUUGAGCCAUUCAUGCGGAUACUGAGAUUUUGAGAAGAUUUGUAUGACAUGUUGCAAAGGAUAAUAAAGAUGCAGAUGUGUGUGUGUG